GUUACUGCGCCGGCGACUCACUGUUUGAUCCACAAUCACGUGCCGCUUACGUGAUGCUCGCUUGAUCGACGGCAACGCGCCCUUGGAACACCACCAAUACACAAAUAGGCCCUUUCGUGCCCUUUCUCCAACACUUCAAUGCUCCUAGCGUUAAGCCAGAUCUCAAAUUUACAUACACCGGAUUGGAGACAAACCUCAUCAAACUGAGGCUAGGCAUUACGCUGAGGUACCUAUCAAGUAGUCUCAAAACGGGGUGCUGUCCCAGUCACGUGAUCCCCAUCCGGCGUCUCACGCAGUAAGAAAGCUACGAAGCUUAGCGCGAGAUUGCGUCACCUCACCUUUGACAGCAACACCGCACUGCACGAGCUUCGUUCUGCAUCCGAUCAUGGCGGACAGACGCCGCGAGGAUCGCUCACGCUCGCCUCCUCGCCGCGGUCGGGGGGGCCGAGGAGGUUUCAGGUGGAAAGACACUAGCCGUUCGAACAAUGACCGGGACGAUCGAGGCGAACGAGGAGGCCGGAAGGAGUAUCGCGACCGAUCGCCACCUCGAUAUCGAGACUCAGAUCGAUUCGACCAGAGAAGGGAAAGGGACAAUCGCGACCGACCUGGGGACAAUGAUCGCAAUGAUGGCCCGAGGGAGGAACGUCGACCCCGAUCUCCCGGGGGGAUGUCCCGGGACCACCAUGCGACUGCCGAAACCGAGAAACCGCGAAAAGAGAAGAGGGAAAAGAAGGACAAGAAAGAGAAAAAGGCAGCUGCUGCCAUACCCGCUGGGCAGGAAAUGAUUAUCGUCAACGUCAACGAUCGCCUUGGAACCAAAUCUGCCAUCCCAUGCCUGCCAGCCGACACAGUCGGGCAACUCAAGUUGAUGGUCGCAGCGCGGAUAGGCCGAGAGCCCGGACAGAUCAUGUUGAAGCGUCAAGGCGAGCGGCCCUUCAAGGAUCACAUUACCCUAGAAGACUACGGCAUCUCGAAUGGUGUCCAGCUCGACCUUGAGGUCGACACUGGCGACUGAAAUCCACUGGGUCUGACAUCAAGGGCGCUCCUCAAAUCGACCAUAAGAUUACAGAUGCGCCCAGCCAUGCGCCAAUGCGUGCCAUUAUCCCCCAUGGGCAAUGCGCAGAUGAAGCCCUC
Emericellopsis atlantica is the source of this 1134-nucleotide messenger RNA. RefSeq names its product putative ubiquitin-like protein. Gene Ontology annotation, molecular function: protein binding; protein tag activity. Lineage: Eukaryota; Fungi; Ascomycota; Sordariomycetes; Hypocreales; Bionectriaceae. Gene Ontology annotation, cellular component: cytoplasm; nucleus. The coding region runs from base 386 to 1015 and encodes 209 amino acids. The record is from RefSeq and is a predicted model, not a curated record. Gene Ontology annotation, biological process: mRNA splicing, via spliceosome; protein modification process. The transcript has 2 exons.